GUAACGCGAUGUGGCUUCAAUCGACGCAGACCUCGUGAUCAAUAUUUACGGAAGUGUUGACUGGUGAACUGAAGUCAUUGCUCAGUCAUUUCUAUUUUAUCUUUGAAACAUUGCUUCAUUCCUUAGGCUACGUUUGUGUAACUCACUACCAAGAAUAAAGUCUGUUUAAGAUUAUCUAACUUAAAGGAUCUAACGGGGACCUGUUAGCUUGUUAGUAAAGAAGGGUAGCAGGAAAUUUCAAGCUAACAUAAACGUCAGCUUGAAAUCGCAGAGUCAAGAACUCCCACCCGGUUUGUAGCUGCUCUCCUGUGGACAUGGUUGUGGCGUUGUCGGUCCGGGUGUGUUUGGAGGUCCUGUGAAGUCUUUGCAGAGGGGUAAUCUUCGGGUGUCUCUGGAAACUUUGGCGAAAGCUAACCGCUAGCUUGCUAGCCAAACGGUAGCUAGCAGCAUGGGAGCCGAGCAGAGUGGAGAUGCGGAGCACAAACACUCCGAUUACAGCUCAUCUGUGGUGCCCUCCCCAGCAAAGCAGAAAGCAAAGAUGGAUGAUAUUGUUGUUGUGGCUCAGGGGACCCAGUCAAUGCGAAAUAUCCACAACGACCCAGAUGUCAUCAAGCUUCAAGAGAUACCCACCUUUCAGCCACUUUUAAAAGGAGUGUUGAGUGGCCAGACGUCACCCAGCAGUGUGUGUCUGGAAAGGCUGGACGCUGCCCAGGUUCUGCAGCUCUGCAUCCGGUACCAGGACCACCUACACCAGUGUGCUGAGGCCGUAGCCUUUGACCAGAAUGCCCUGGUUAAGAGGAUUAAAGAGAUGGACUUAUCAGUGGAAACCUUGUUCAGCAUAAUGCAGGAGCGCCAGAAACGCUACGCCAAGUAUGCCGAGCAGAUCCAGAAGGUCAACGAGAUGUCCAUGAUCUUAAGGCGCAUCCAGAUGGGCAUCGACCAGACGGUGCCACUAAUGGAGCGCCUUAACAACAUGCUGCCUGAGAGUGAGCGAUUGGAGCCCUUCAGCAUGAGGUCUGAUGGGGACUCUGCCUCCAAAUAGCCUCCUUAUCUAUCACAGCUGCUUCUUACCUGAGUUUCCGUCCAUUAUUUUCUUCAGGAGGAAGUGCAUGUCUGUGCAGCUGUAGAGAAACAAAGUCUUUACGUGGGUAAAAAAACUCUGAACCCUUUCAACUGUUUUGUUUUCACAGUAGAGGUAGAACUGCUCUAGUCAGUUCCCCAGGUCAUGAUCAGUUCUUUUUAUAAUUUUACUUAAUGCAGGAAGUUUUGCUGAACACACAUGCUCUUAAUCAGCAACAUGUUACUUCUACUCAGCACACGUACAUUCAUACCUGAGUUUAACCAAAACCAUCUGCUACCGGCCACUGAGCAGCUUCACCCGGAGCUGUUGCCAACUUACAAAGUGCUGCGAUCAGAUGUACCCCAACUGCAGAUUAUUACUUCUACAAUCCCCCUGAGGGAAUAAAACUGGCAAUCUUCCAGACACAUGCUUUCCUUACUACUCUCUAUAAAAAGGCAGGAGAGGAGCAAACACUUUUGAUUGCGACACAAUGAACUCCAUAUGCCUAAAAACUUGUCCUGUAGAUGUGUUGCAGGUUUUAGAGACUCAAAUGGAUGUGAGCAACAUAAAAGCAUCUCAAACUUUUCUUGCUGCUCUGGAGAUUUUGCAUUACACCUCUGAAAAUAUCAGAGUCGCUGAAGAACUUGCAGUGGACCGAUUUUGGAUUUUGCACAUUACAAAUGUUUGUGAAUAUGAUAUUUAUCUCGCUCUCAAGCCAUACGCCCUUCUCACUGUUUGGACAUCUAUUUCCAUGAACUGCAUGUAUGCAGGUUGACUGCUUUUAAUUUUCCGAAAAAUAUCGUUGUGUCAUUUUGGGAUAUUAUGAUAAAGAGACUCAGAGUGAACCAGUACGGAUUAUUGCCAUUUGAUUACACAAGAAGUAUGGCGUGCUGUACAUUGGAAGUAAAAUGAGAGACUUAUUCUUGGACAGAUGGUAGCCUCAAUUGUCUUAUAAAGUUUCGGCAUAAGAGAACCUUAAUUUAUUUGCAUACUUUAGCUUGAGCUGUUGUGCCAAGCCUCUUUGCAUGAAAAACAGUGAAGAAAGUGAAACAGAGACCCUGACUCAGCAGAUUGCAGAAGAUUACAGAAGAUGGAUGCAAAGGUGGACAGAAAACAUUCUAGCAAGUUACUCACACUUUCGGAUCACUGCACUGCAACUUCAGCAGUCAUUGUAUGUUUGUUAGCGUGUCUCACGAACACCACACGUACCAAAGAUUCAUACAGGCUGUUGAAUAAUAAGUGUCACUUUAGUAACACUUGGUCAUAUCUUUGGUCUCUUUUGAGGGAAGUGAUCAAGUUAACUGCAUCAUCUGUUGAAUAAUUGUUUCUGUAUCACAUGUUGUGGUUUGUAAGAUUAAAGGGCCAGCUCACCCAAAUAAUAAUAAAUAAAUAAAUAAAUUGAUAAAUUUCUCUCUUA
Molecule: messenger RNA, 2477 nt
Organism: Micropterus dolomieu (smallmouth bass)
Lineage: Eukaryota; Metazoa; Chordata; Actinopteri; Centrarchiformes; Centrarchidae
Gene: borcs5
Product: BLOC-1 related complex subunit 5
Exons: 4
Coding region: 449-1042 (197 amino acids)
Biological process (GO): organelle transport along microtubule; positive regulation of anterograde synaptic vesicle transport; lysosome localization
Cellular component (GO): synaptic vesicle membrane; BORC complex; cytoplasmic side of lysosomal membrane
Source: RefSeq, a predicted model, not a curated record